AUGUCUGUAAGUAAGGUAGCUAUCGUAACUGGAGCAAAUAAAGGAUUAGGUUAUGCUCUGGUCAAAGAAUUGUGCAAAAAUUAUAAUGGCAUUGUCUAUUUAACAUCACGAGACAAAGAAAGGGGUAGACGUGCCUGUGAACGUCUAAAUCAGUUGGAUUUACAUCCAGAAUAUCAUCAACUUGAUAUUGUAAACAAUCUAAAUAUUACAAAAUUCUGUUCUUUCAUCAAAAAUAAAGAUCAAAGAGUGGAUAUUUUAAUAAACAAUGCAGGAAUACUUUUCCUUAAGGACGCAAAAGAACCUAGAGAUUUUCAAGCCGAGCAGACAAUACUCGUCAACUUUACUGCAUUGGUGAGUUUUACUGAAGCAAUGUUACCCUAUAUCGCUAACGGCGGAAAAAUAGUGAACAUAUCGAGUUCUUCGGGACAUUUAUCGCGAAUACCAUCGGAAAAGUUAAGAACGAAAAUCAGUUCGCCAAAUUUAACACUGAACGAAUUAAAAGAACUAAUGAAUGAUUACGUUGAAGCUGUGAAACAAGGCAAGGAUAUUGAAGAGGGAUGGGGCGAUUCUCCAUACGUUGUGUCGAAAAAUGCUGUAAACGCGUACACAUUUAUGUUGCAACGAAGACUAGCAGAUAGAAAAAUCACUGUAAACUGCGUGCAUCCCGGCUAUGUAAUAACGGACAUGACGCGCGGUAGCGGCUCCGUGACACCGGAACAGGCCGCGAAAGUGGUGGUAAAGCUGGCUUUGGAGCCCGAAGGCGGAGGCCUAUAUGUGUGGCAUAACGGCGCUGUUGUGCCUUGGGACGGACCCGAUCCUAGAGGCUUUAUUGAUAAUAUAUAA
Parnassius mnemosyne (clouded apollo) is the source of this 843-nucleotide messenger RNA. Lineage: Eukaryota; Metazoa; Arthropoda; Insecta; Lepidoptera; Papilionidae. The record is from the annotation of a GenBank genome assembly.